Messenger RNA from Megalopta genalis, 5057 nucleotides. RefSeq lists its product as uncharacterized. NCBI's taxonomy places the organism in Eukaryota, Metazoa, Arthropoda, Insecta, Hymenoptera, Halictidae. Gene Ontology annotation, molecular function: ATP binding; plus-end-directed microtubule motor activity; microtubule binding. The record is from RefSeq and is a predicted model, not a curated record. Gene Ontology annotation, cellular component: spindle microtubule; nucleus; mitotic spindle. Gene Ontology annotation, biological process: spindle elongation; microtubule-based movement; mitotic spindle assembly.
ACGGGAAUGACAAUGUGGUUUCUAAAUUCCCAUUGUUAGAAAUCAAAACACAAAUGGUUUAAAUGUUCACUCUAAUACAAUAUCUCGUUUGUGACACCACAUGUAUAUGGUUUGCAUGAACAGAGCCGUCGGUUCUGUAGAGAAAGGAAGCCAUGGAGAAAAAGAAAGAUACGUUUCGUUCUGGGCCCACCGGAAAUGGUGACGCCACAUGUAUUCAUGUAUACACAUUGAAAAUUUCAAAAUGAAACACUAACCGUUUGCGAAUCGUGAGCAAGUCAACAAAGAAGCGUGUGUGAAUUAUUAUUUUGUAUUAAUUGUUAAAAAUUUUGUAUAAUUUUAUAAGUGUUUUUGUAAUUUUAUAAAUGUAAAAGAUGGAUAAUACAUUAGAUUCCAUUAGACCAUCUUGUAAUCUAAAUGCACAAGAUGAAUUAUCAUAUUUAUUUGGAAGAGACCCAAGUAUCUUGGCCUAUGGACAAAGACCAUGUAUUUCAGAAGACACAAAAAAGAAUUUAAUGUCUGUUUAUGAGAUUGAAGAAUCUAAUUCUUUAGAAGAGACAAACUCAGAUUCAAUGAGGUUUCAGACUAUUAAAGUCUACUUACGAAUGAAACCGUUCCCCAAAAAGAUCAAACUAACACAGAAGCAAGAGGAGGCAUAUAAAAUUCUGAAUUCCACUACGCUGCUGACAAAACUCCCUACUGUGGAUAAUACUAGUAAUUCUUUGAAAAGAUCUAAUAGUAGUGAUAUUGUACAUAGAAAAUUUACAUUUACUCAAACAUUUGGGCCAGAGAUUACUCAAUUGGAACUGUUUGAUCAAGCUGUAAAACAGCAUAUGGUAGAAUUUUUAGCUGGUCAGAAUUCAACUAUCAUGACUUAUGGUACAACAAGUUCAGGGAAAUCAUUUACUCUUCAAGGGAGUAUUACGUCUCCUGGUAUUAUACCCAGAUGCUUAGAAUUUGUUUUCUCUAAUAUUACUUCAAAACCGUCUCCUUCUUACAAGUCAGUGAAUCAUUGUGACGUUGUUAGUUUGGGUCCUCUCGAACGUGCUCAAGAAUUAGAAAUGAAAACGAAAUUGCUAACGUUUGCUUCGAUGGAUAAACAACACUAUAUUAAUGCUUACACAGAAAUGCAAAAUUUAUUACAAGAGGAGUCACCAAUCAAACCAAGUCAAUGCAUUGACGCACAUUACUCAGUUUGGGUGUCUUUUGCAGAAAUUUAUAAUGAAAUUGUCUACGAUCUUUUGUCGAAUGAGACUCAGAAAAGGAGAACUCCGUUGAAAUUAGUUACUGAUACACAAGGUACAGCUUUUAUCAAAGGACUGAAAACUGUAUGUGUCAAUUCUGGUUCUGAGGCUUACCAGGUUUUAAUGGCUGGUCAGUAUAAUUUAAAAGUAGCUGCAACAGCUCUAAAUGCAAGAAGUUCUAGAUCACAUUGCAUAUUUACUAUCAAAUUAUUGAAGUAUUAUGUUGAGAAUGAACCAAAUGCUGUUGAAGUUAGCACAUUUGCUUUCUGCGAUUUGGCUGGUUCGGAACGCUUGAAAAAAACAUUGAAUAUUGGGGAUAGAUUGAAAGAAGCACAAAAUAUCAAUACAAGUCUGUUGGUAUUAGGAAAAUGUUUAAAAACAAUUCAUGACGGGCAGCUAUUUAAACAAAAACCAGAACAUGUUGGUCCAUUCAGGGAGUCAAAACUAACAAGACUGUUUCAAAAAGCACUUUCUGGUAGAGAACGUAUGGCAUUGAUAGUGAAUAUCAAUCCUUUACCAAAUUUGUAUACAGAAACACGAAAUGUUUUGAAUUUUGCUGCUAUUGCAAAGAAAAUAGUUUUAGAACAGAAACAAAAAGUACAUAAGAAAAAGUCGAGAUUUUCACAAAUAGUUAGAGAAAGUAUAAAAACAGCAAUUGAUUGGGAUACUACAGAAUUAGAAAGUGAAGAGUUGCAUAAUGGUGGAGAUAAUCAUGCUAUACCUGAUUAUGUUCACGUUGAAGAUUACGAUGAGUUACUUUGUGAAAAUAAAAAUCUAAAAGACAAAAUAAAAUUAUUGAAAAGUUCUGCAUUAAGUCGCGAUCUAGAGAUUCGUCAAGAAAUGGCGGAUACUUAUACGGCUAUGAUGAAAAACCUUGAAACUGAAUGGAAGAGUCAUAUAAACGAUGUAGAGGAACGACAUGAAGAUAUUCUUCAAUGGUCUGUGAAACAAAUUGAAGAUUUCUAUAAACAAAGAUUGGAUGAACUUAACUGUGACAAGAGAAAACGUUCGUCUAUUCUAGACGACAAUGCUGAUGACAGAAAAAACAUUGAAGAGUUGGAGAUUCAAAACUCACAAUUAACAUCAAAGCUUGUGCUACUUAAAAGUAACGUGAAGCAAGUUAAAGAAUCGAAUCAAACUUUGGCAAUCGAAAAGAAUAAGUUAUCUUUCGAACUAGACUUAAUAAAAAAAGAUUUGAACAAUAUGAAAGAUUUGUUGAGUGCAGCUCAGAAAGAUGUUUGUACUGGUGAAGAGGCAACAUGUUACAUAGAAGAAUUAAAGUCUCAACUGUUUGCUAAAGAGGAUCAAGUGAAGAAAUUAAAACUAUUUUUAAAUGAAGCAAAGGAAGAGUAUAUUACUAUUACUACGGAAAUAAGGGAGAAAGAAUAUACUAUUAAGGAGCAGGAAGUAGAAUUAUUAGAAAAGCAGGAGACAAUAGAUGACUUAGAAGCUGAUCUUGUAAAUAUUAAUAUUUGCCUCACAAAGGAGUGUAAAGAAAAAGAGGCAUUAGAUGAAGAAUUAGAAAAUCAAAAUAAGAAAUUGCUGGAUUACGAGCGCAAAAUGCAAAAUAUGCUCCAGAUAAUAAAUAAAUUGGGAUGUGAGAAAUUAGAACUAUUAAAUGAAGCGCAAAUGUUGAAAAAAGCAGUUUUGAUUAAAGAUUCCACUCAAGACUCAACAUGUAAAAAUGAUGUUUCAGAAACAUCUCAUGAUUCUCCAAAAGAUGACGAACAUCAAGAGGUUAUUAUCAAAAAAGAAAUUUCUAUCGAUUACAAGGUAGAAUCGUUAGAUAAGUCUACUGAGCCUGGUAACUAUGACCAAAAAACAGGAAAUGAAGAGGUUGAUCUCCAAAUGAGAGAAAAGACACUUGCUGUAGAAAUAGAGAAUUCUACUCUAAAAGAGAAAUUAACUCAAAGUAAGACCGAGAUACAGAGCCUGAGAGAUGAACUAGACUUAGCUAAAGUGAAAUUGAAAGUUAUAUCUGAUCAAAUAAGCAAUUUGCAAAUGAAUAGCAGAAAUACUAAAUUUGGAAUUGAAGGUUCUGUUGAAUGCAAAAGUCAAGUGAAUGAAAAUGAAAUUCAAAGUGAUUGCAGUCAACCUAUUAGAAAAGAAGAAGAUACUCAAACAAGUUUUAGUGGCGAAUUUGAUGAAUAUGAACUUAUUUUAAACGAAUUAUCCAAACUAAUGGUAAAAUACGAUGAUACGAAAUCACUUCUUAUGGAAAAGUGUCAAGUGUUGGUUGAGUCUAAGCAAGAAGUAUCAUCUUUGACGCAAAAACUAGAAAGUCUGACAAAAGAAAAUAUAGCAAAUAAGCUUGUUUUAGAAGAAUAUAAAAACUCGAUUGAAUUGUUAAAGAAGCAGCUGUCUCGAGAUGUGGAUGAUGAAUCGCAUCUUCAAAAAUUAUUAGAAGAUAUCGAUCAGUCUAAGGCUACACUAGAUAUAAAGAUUGGUGAUUAUGAGCAACUUAUUAAUGAAGUUGAAAAAGAACUUUUACAUACUAAGAGUGAUCAUAAUCAGUGUAUGAAAAAAUUAAAUACUUUACAUGCUGAUUUCGACAAUCUCAUUUCAAAGUGCAAAGAUGAACACGUAGAAAGUAUAAGUCGAUUGGAGAUUGAUCUGCAUACAGCAAUAGUGAAAAGUGAUAUGGAGACAAAGUGCCUGGAUGUACAUGCUGCAAAAAUCACAGAACUGGAACACAAACUUGAUACCAUAACGGAACUUCAACAAGAAAUUGAAGAAUUAAAUAAGAAGGUAGAAAUAUGUCAAGAUGAGAAAGAACAUUUGCAGAAGUUGUUAGAUGAAAGUAAUGAUAAACUCUUAGAAUUUGAGAACCGUUUGGAAAGUGCGAAGAAUAUAGAACAGGAGAAAGAUGCUGAAAUAGUAUCGCUUCAACAAGAAGUAAAAUUUCUAAUUCAAAAAACGGAUGUUGCUGACAGCGACGGCAAGCUCAUGGAAGCAGAAAUAAAGAAUACAAUAAAAGAAUUGGCAGAAACAAAGGAUAAACUUUCUCAAAAUAAAGAACAUAUUGAAAACUUAGAGUCACGCAUUAAAGCAUAUGAACAGAAUGCUAAGAUUUUGGAAAUUCUUCAACAAAGUGCUCAAGAAAGGCAAACAGAAAAUGACAGGUUACGGAACAUGAAUCAAGAACUAAAAAAUAGUUUGAAUGAGAAGGAACGGGAGAUGGAAGCAUUUAUGAAAAACAGAGAUGAGAUGGUCACCAAAUAUGAGGCACUAGUAAGGAAUCAACAAGAGGAAUUAGAGAAACAAAAACAUGCAACUGUGCAUCAUUCUAAAGAAAAAGCCUAUUGUGAUGACGCUUCAGAGGAUGAAGUGAUAACAAAAGAACGUAGAACAAGGCGGCCACCGAGAAAAUAUUCUCCUACAUCAGAUGGAUCCGUCAUCGAGCUACCUAGUUCAGAGACCAAACGGACUGGCAAGAGUACUGUGUUUCCACCUCCUACGGGAUCUCUUUCGGAAAGAAGAAAAAAUACGCGUAGAAAGAAGUUAUACGUGGCAGAAGAUGAAUCUUUUCAUGAUAUUGAGCCAGUCGAGUGUACAGUAAUAGAUACACCUACGGAACUGAAAACGCGCAGUUUAAGAUCUAGACGAAAAAAAAGUAACUAAAAUAUAUCGAAUAAGAAUGAGUUAUCAUAAUCGAUCACUAUGAAAAAUGAUGGAAGGGAUUAAUUAUAGCGUCGGUGAUUUUAUGUAAAAAAUACGUUAUGAUGCAAGAUAUGCAAUCUGUGAUAUUUAUUUUUUAUUAUCUGUAAUUUAAUUCAUACUGUAAGAUGAAUAAUUAAAACCAGUAUUUUUAUAUCA